GGUCUAACUAAAGUAGACCAUAAAUCUGAUUAUGAGUUCUUGUUGGGCUUCGGAAAAACUACACACGUGUGAUACAAUAUCCACCGCACGUGUCACUGCAAGGCGCCAAAGCCACACCAUUAUCCUUCCGUUAUCGUCAUCUUCUCCACCUCCCCGGAAUCCCAAUUUCUCAGAAAGCCGAGCUCUUUGCACAUCUCUUGGCUUCGCCUCUCUCUUCACCAUCUUAAAAACUGGCUCUUCUACUAAUUCCGCUUGUCUCGUCCCACCGCUCCGUGUAUUGAUGAACCCAUAGCAACUCAACACCACCAUGGAUGUUACUGAAGUUCCAUGGCGUCGUCUUCCUCAAAUUUCCGUUUCGUCACGCGCCUCGUGGCUUGUUACUUCUGGGUUUCCUGUUUCUUCAUAUAUGUUCUCUCAUGUUGAGCGUGGAAAGUCGUUUAGGCUCACCUUGUGCUUUGGGGUCUCUCGUGCAAGGUCUGCUAUUGUAAGUGCACAACAAGAACAGCCAGCUAGUCGUAGUAAAGGAUUAUGCGAGGUUGUUUGGAUUGUGGAAGCUGAUCUUGCACCCAAUGAACAUCUCUACGUUACUGGAGAUCCUUCUGCUUUAGGUAGCUGGGAGCCAGACUGUGCAAUCUCAAUGUAUCCUACUGAAAAUGAUAAUGAAUGGGAAGCUAAAGUCAAGAUUGCUUCUGGUGUAAAUUUCAGGUAUAAUUAUUUUUUAAAAGCUGGAUACGGAUCUUCAUCUGAUGUCAUCUGGAGACCAGGGCCACAAUUUUCGUUAUCAGUUCCUUCUUCUGUCAAUCGAGAGAGGAAAGUAGUUAUAAGGGAUUCAUGGAUGAGUGUUUCCUCAAGAUCACAAGAAUCCUACGUAUGGGGGUCUUGGAUCGAUGAUGCUUACCUUUUUCCAAAUUCUGUUACCUCAGCUCAAAGCGAAGAUGAAUACACUUCUGAUAGUGCUAUAGAAGUCCCGAGAACACUUCUGAAUGAUAAGCAAGUAGGAGAUGAAUCUUUCUUCUGUGAUGAGCUUGCAGCCUUUUCGUCAGAGAACUCAAACUUAAGUGCGUUAUUUUCUGACAACUAUCAGCCUAUCGAGGAACCGUGGUUGAUUCAAGACUCUAUUACCUUGCAACAUGCAAGGAAUAUGCAGACUGAUAGCGAACAAGAUGUUGAAAGCUGUGAUGAAAAUGAAAACAGCUUACUUACUGUUGAACAAAAUCACCAGCUGACAGAGACUCUCUUACCUGAUGGUGGAUUUUUCCAACCAGAAUCCAUUUCUACUACGAUACUGAUCAAUUCUUCUAUAUGUACAGUGCAAAGGAUUGCUGUAUUGGAAGGUGAAAAGCUGGUCGAGUUAUUGUUGGAACCAGUUAAGACCAAUGUGCAGUGUGAUAGUGUUUACCUGGGCGUAAUUACUAAGUUUGUGCCCCAUAUGGGUGGUGCAUUUGUGAAUAUCGGAAGUGCUAGACAUUCUUUCAUGGACAUUAAGUCAAACAGGGAACCAUUCAUAUUCCCUCCAUUCUGUGAUGGAUCGAAGAAGCAAGCAGCUGAUGGUUCUCCGAUCCUCUCUAUUAAUGACAUUCCAGCCCCCCAUGAAAUUGAACAUGCUUCCUAUGACUUUGAAGCCAGUAGUUUAUUAGACAUUGAUUCAAAUGACCCUGGGGAAUCUUUUCAUGAUGAUGACGAUGAGCAUGAAAAUGAUGAAUAUCAUGUCUCAGAUGCUCUAGUUGGAUUAGUUAAUGGAACUGUAGUGAACCAUGGCGCUGUGGAAGUUGGAUCUGAGAAUGGCCUUAUUCCUCUGGAGAGAGAACACUCUGUAGAUUCCCUCGUUUCUAAUCCAUCAGUUUCAAAAACUUCUAAGGCGAUGCCGUCUAAGGAUAAUAAGUGGAUUCAAGUUCGGAAAGGCACCAAGAUAAUUGUGCAAGUUGUUAAAGAGGGCCUCGGUACGAAAGGUCCAACUCUUACUGCUUACCCGAAACUGAGAAGUAGAUUCUGGGUAUUACUGACUCGUUGCAAACGAAUUGGAGUGUCGAAAAAAAUUUCGGGAGUUGAGAGAACCCGGUUAAAAGUUAUAGCAAAAACAUUGCAGCCUCAAGGUUUUGGACUGACUGUAAGGACUGUGGCUGCAGGCCAUUCUCUAGAAGAACUGCAGAAAGACUUAGAAGGUCUGCUUUUAACCUGGAAGAACAUUACAGAUGAAGCAAAAUCUUCAGCUCUUGCUGCAGAUGAAGGUGUGGAAGGAGCCAUUCCUGCGCUGCUACAUAGAGCAAUGGGUCAAACACUCUCAGUUGUGCAGGACUAUUUCAAUGACAAGGUUGAGAAGAUGGUGGUUGACUCUCCCAGGACAUACCAUGAGGUCACACACUACCUGCAGGAUAUGGCACCUGAUCUUUGUAAUCGAGUGGAAUUGCAUGAUAAGGGUAUCCCUCUUUUUGAUUUAUACGACAUUGAGGAGGAAAUCGAAGGUAUUCUUAGUAAAAGAGUUCCACUUUCUAAUGGAGGUUCUUUAGUGAUUGAACAAACUGAGGCGUUGGUCUCUAUUGAUGUGAACGGAGGACAUGGAAUGUUUGGUCAGGGUAAUUCACAGGAGAAAGCUAUUUUAGAAGUUAAUCUUGCUGCUGGCAGACAAAUUGCAAGGGAGAUUCGGCUGAGAGAUAUUGGUGGUAUCAUUGUGGUAGAUUUCAUUGACAUGGCAGAUGAAUCAAAUAAGAGACUGGUUUAUGAAGAGGUUAAGAAAGCCGUGGAGAGAGAUAGGUCACUGGUAAAAGUAUCAGAACUGUCUAGGCACGGACUUAUGGAAAUAACAAGAAAAAGGGUUCGGCCGAGUGUAACAUUCAUGAUCAGUGAACCAUGUUCUUGCUGUCACGCAACUGGUAGAGUGGAGGCACUAGAGACUUCCUUCUCAAAAAUUGAACAAGAGAUUUGUCGGCAGCUCGCAAAGAUGGAGAAAAGAGGAGACCUAGAAAACCCCAAGUCUUGGCCAAGAUUCAUAUUGCGGGUGGACAGUCAUAUGUCAAGCUUCUUGACUACGGGGAAGAGGACGCGGCUUGCAAUCCUGAGUAGUUCCCUGAAAGUAUGGAUUCUCUUGAAGGUUGCUAGACAUUUCACCAGAGGAACCUUUGAGGUCAAACCGUUCAUGGAUGAGAAGACGGUAAACGAAAGACAGCAUCAAGUUGCUAUUUCACUCCUCAAGAAAGCUGACGCCAUAGCAGACUCCUCAGGCAAGAAGAAGCUCACUCUUAUUCCCAAGAAGGAAAAGACCAGUGGUAAACAUAGACGAUGAAACAUUUUUUUUCUUAAUUUCGCAUCACUUUUGUUAGUUGUCUCAAAUAAUACCGUUCUUCACUGUACCGAAUCAAUUAUUGUGUAUCAAUAUCAUCUUCUUCAGUCA
This is a messenger RNA of Arabidopsis lyrata subsp. lyrata, 3388 nucleotides long. Its product is annotated as ribonuclease E/G-like protein, chloroplastic. Gene Ontology annotation, molecular function: RNA binding; starch binding; RNA nuclease activity. Gene Ontology annotation, biological process: rRNA processing. NCBI's taxonomy places the organism in Eukaryota, Viridiplantae, Streptophyta, Magnoliopsida, Brassicales, Brassicaceae. The transcript has 14 exons. The coding region runs from base 308 to 3280 and encodes 990 amino acids. The record is from RefSeq and is a predicted model, not a curated record. Gene Ontology annotation, cellular component: cytoplasm.